AUGAGCGUUCCUUCCCACUUCGUUCAGUCAGCCUGUGAUUUCAACACGGAGCUCGUGAAAGCACGAUUGUCGAUGUUUGGCCAGGCUGAUGGACACUUACCGAAAGGAACGUUUGUGGUUUGCAAAGCAGACCUGUUUCGAGACGACUGUGCAUUGUGGCGGGUUGACAACCAAAAUAUGAUUCAAAAGUAUCCACCAAGAAUUGAUCCAGCGACUAGGGACAUAUCGUACAAGAACAGCAGCACAUAUUCUGGAUGGUGCGAUCAAGUGGCAUUUGGAUAUUAUCGCGUUGCAAUAAAACAUCUCAAACAAACUCGUUCCGAGGCUAUAAUUCAACCUGAGAUUCCCAUAUCUGAUCUCUUUCCUGCCAUGACAUCAGAGUAUAAUGAUGCUAAUAACUUCGUGGGAGUGGACGGUACGACGUUUUUUAAGAAUACUUCGCAGAUAUAG
Cooperia oncophora is the source of this 450-nucleotide messenger RNA. The record is from the annotation of a GenBank genome assembly. Lineage: Eukaryota; Metazoa; Nematoda; Chromadorea; Rhabditida; Trichostrongylidae.